Messenger RNA from Vigna unguiculata (cowpea), 1475 nucleotides. RefSeq names its product RNA-binding protein 1-like. Gene Ontology annotation, biological process: regulation of translation. Gene Ontology annotation, molecular function: mRNA binding. The record is from RefSeq and is a predicted model, not a curated record. Lineage: Eukaryota; Viridiplantae; Streptophyta; Magnoliopsida; Fabales; Fabaceae.
GGGUUUAGUUUAGUGUCCGAUUGUUAGGAGCGAGAAAAGGAAACAGAGAAAGGGGUUUUUGUGAUUGAAUUGGGGAUUUAGGGAUUGUGUACAGUAGACUAGAAUGAAUUUGAAGAUGGAUUCCGAUAGAGCGAAGCUGUUCGUAGGGGGCAUUUCUCGUGAAACCACCGAAGAUGUUCUCAAAUUCCACUUCGCCAAGUACGGUACCGUUUUGGACUCCACAAUCUCCGUAGACCACAGCACCCGGUGCCCUAGAGGUUUCGGCUUCGUCACCUUCUCUGACCUCUCCGCCGCCGAUCAAGCCCUGCAAGACACGCAUGUCAUUCUCGGAAGAACGGUAGAAGUAAAGAAAGCAAUUCCAAGGAGUGAACAACAGCAACACCAAAACCAGUUACACCAUAGAGGGGGAGUUAACUAUAGUAGUAGUUGUGAUUAUAGCAGUGACACCAACGUUAGGACUAAAAAGAUUUGUGGGGGUUUACCUGCUGGUAUAUCUGAGGAGGAGUUUAAGCAAUACUUCGAGAGGUUUGGUCGAAUAACUGACGUUGUGGUGAUGCAGGACAGUGUUACUCACCGGCCCAGGGGGUUUGGGUUCAUUACGUUUGAUUCCGAGGAAUCGGUUCAAAGCGUUAUGGUGAAAAGUUUUCAUGACUUGAAUGGUAGACAAGUAGAAGUCAAGAGGGCUGUUCCCAAGGAGGGCAACCAUGGGUAUGAUGGUUUUAGUAAAUUGAGAAGUAAGAGUGAAAGAGGAGUUCCUAAAAGUUUUCCUCCUUACAGUCCUAGGAACAUGCUUCCGGGUCUUGUUCCUUUGCCGUGGUAUGGUAGUGAUGGAGUAUAUGCCUAUGGAUCUAAUGCUUACGGUUGUUGGUACCCUAUGGGUGGGUAUGGGGGGAACGGAUAUGCGAUUCCGUCUGAUGCUUCUAGGAACUUCUGGUACGGGCCGAUGAUGGCUGGUCCUCAGGCAUGUCAGGUGCCUUAUGCUAGUGCUGUUCCAAACAUUGCGUAUGUCGGGGGUAGGAUUGGAAUAGUAGGUAGUGGUGUAGGAUCUUGGGGGUAUGGUGGCAUUCUUGGGUCUGCAACAAAUUUGAAAUUUGAUCAACCUUUUAUUGGCAACGGAUUUGUUCCAGGCAACACCACAUUGCAUCAUGGUGUAAAGCAGAAUGUUGUGGACUCUUCGAGUUUCAAAGGAAGCAAUGGUGAAAUAUCUAGCUGACUGACUAAAAGGUUCCCUUGACCAUAAUUCAUGUAGGUAAAUACUCACUGACUGCUUCGGGGCUGUGAAAGAUCGCAUAUUCUUUCGCAAGAUGUUGUAAGAGUUAGUCACUCGACCUUAUUACUUUUAAUUUGUGAAGAUACCUUUUUAUGUGUCAUAAACAUGUAGUUUAGCAACUCAUCAUGUUUAGUUAUGGAGAUUUCAUGCAUCUGUAAAAUUUUCUUGCAAAUCCUUAUCUCCUAAUUCUCUUUUAAUAUUUUUA